AGAGAGAGAGCGAGAGAGCGAGCGAGAAGGGCAGAGGGAGUGUGAGCGAAUGAAAGGGUGAGAUAAGCAGAGAGAGCUGCAGCUCUUCAGUGCAUUCGGCUUGCAGCAGAUCAGGAGGCAGGAAGGAGGGAGAGCACCAGCACCUCACCCAAGGGGGCGACACCACACCUCACUCUCUCUCAGACACACGCAUACACACUCACACGUCACACACACGCAAUCUGCAAGGAGGCGUGAGGCUCCGGAGGAGGAACACCACACACACACACACACACACACACACACACGCUGUUUUGCUGGUUGAGCUGCGCUUUGGAGAGCUGUCUCUUGAAGACUGGACCAGAGCUGUAUCCAGCGCUUCAUCCAUCCUUUUCCUUCCUUCCUGCUCUCCAUCCUCUUCCAGCAGCACCUCUCCGUCACGCUUCCCUCCAUCAUUCGGACUGAUUUGCAUCUGACCUCUUGUCUCCACUCCAGUCCAAGAAUUUAAAGGAGAAACCAGCCGAGCGACUGAGAGAAGCACCGUCCGACUGCAACCAUGAACUUCCUGCGCCGCCGCCUCUCCGACAGCAGCUUCAUGUCCAACCUGCCCAACGGCUACAUGACGGACCUCCAGAGGCCUGACCCACCCGCUCCUCCUCCGCCCACCGCCUCCUCUCCGUCCCAGCAGGGUGCCGUCCCCGCCACAGCUCCGGCCCCUGCCCUGUCCCCGACCACAGCUCCGGCGCCGGCCCAGGCGCCGGCCAGCUCCCCCGCGGCUCAGGAGCGGCGUCCGACUCAGCUGUCCCAGCAGCCCCAGCAGGCCCAGUCCUCCUCCGGCGGGUCGUCCGGCUUCUUCAGCUCCUUCAGCUCCAUCACCAACGUGGUCAAGCAGACGGCCGCGUCCGCCGCCGGGUUCGUGGAGCAGUCGGCUCCCUCGCCCUCCCUCUCCAAGAAAUUCAAGAUCCUGUUGGUCAUUGAUGAGCCCCAGCAUGAAUGGUCCAAAGUGUUUCGCGGGAAGAAAGUCCUUGGUGACUAUGACAUUAAAGUGGAGCAGGCUGAGUUCUCAGAGGUCAACCUCGUGGCACAUUCGAAUGGGACCUGCAAUGUGGACAUGCAGGUCGUCCGGGGCGGGACCAAAGUGGUCAGAUCUUUUAAGCCUGACUUUGUCCUGGUGCGCCAGCACGCCUUCAGCAUGGCCCAGAACGAGGACUUCAGGAACCUGAUCAUCGGCCUGCAGUAUGCAGGAAUCCCCUCCGUCAACUCUCUGGACUCCAUCUACAACCUCUGUGACAAACCCUGGGCUUUCUCCCAGCUGAUCAAUAAUCAGAAGAGGUUGGGUCAAGAUAAGUUCCCGCUCAUCGAUCAGACUUUCUACCCCAACUACAGAGACAUGAUCACCACUCCCAGUUUUCCAGUGGUGGUGAAGAUCGGACACGCGCACUCCGGAAUGGGGAAGGUGAAGGUGGAUAACGUGAGCGACUUCCAGGACAUUGCCAGCGUGGUGGCGAUCACUCAGACCUACUGCACCACCGAGCCAUUCGUAGACGCCAAGUACGACAUCAGGGUGCAGAAAAUCGGCGCUGACUACAAAGCUUACAUGCGAACGUCCAUCUCCGGUAACUGGAAAAGCAACACUGGGUCUGCCAUGUUGGAACAAGUAGCCAUGACUGACAAGUACAAGCUGUGGGUCGAUACCUGCUCCGAGAUCUUCGGAGGGCUGGAUAUCUGCGCCGUCAAAGCCAUCUGCGGCAAGGAUGGUAAUGACUACAUUACUGAGGUCGUGGGUUCAUCUAUGCAGCUGAUCGGAGACCACCAGGCGGAGGACCGCCAGCUCAUCUCAGAGGUGGUCAUGGCUCGGAUGAACCAAGCACUGGCUGCAAGGUCAUCCAGCGCGUCCCGCUCACCCGCCCGCUCCCCUCAGAGCCAGAAGCCAACCACGGUGCAGCCCCAACAGAGCGCUGCCCUCAAGGAAGGACUGGCAGAUCCAAACAGGACCGCAGCUCAACGUCCUCAACCUCAAGGUGCUCCAAUGAAAUCCCAGAGCGUGGACACGUCGUCCGAGGCGGCUAAGAGAGUCGAACCGGUACCAAAGCCCAGCCAGGCUCAGAAACCUGGUCCAGGUCCAGCUCAGAAACCCGCUCAGCCUCAGAAACCAAGCCCGGUGCAGAAGGCCGCCUCCGUCACAAAGCCCCCGGUGCAGAGGCCUCCCCCGAUGACCAGGGCCCCGUCCGUCACCAAGCCGGGCCCUGAUUCUGCUUCCAGCCCUGCCAAGGCGUCGCCCUCAUCCCCGGCUAAAACGGCAGCCGCCGCCGCCCCGGCUUCCCCUCCCGUCAAAGCAGCGGCUGCCGCUCCGGCUUCUCCUCCGACCAAAGCGGCGGCUGCAGCUCCGGCCUCCCCUCCGACCAAAGCGGCGGCUGCAGCCCCGGGGUCUCCGUCGGCUUCAGCUUCCCCGCCGGCCUCCGCUCCCACCACCGAGCAGCCCAAACCCCAGCCUCAGGGCUCCCCGUCCCCGGCUCCCGGAAAACCAAAAGAUCUGCCCCCCAAGCCCACACCUCCCGCCAAGCCCAUCCCUCCCAUGCGGAGGAAUUCCAAGCCGCAGCUCCAGCCAAAGCCACAAACCCCGCCUCCUCCCAAAGCUUCGCCCAAACCCCAGCCUGCGGCUCCGGCUCCGGCUCAGGCCUCCGACGCCGCCUCCGCUCCGGCGCCGGUCCAGUCCCCGGCCGCAGCCAGCCAGUCCCCGCCAAACGUGCAGUCCCCAGCUAAGGCCCAGGCCAAGCCGCCGUCUCCCUCUUCAAACCCCGAGCCGGUCCCGGCUGACGCGGCGGCGGCGGCGGCGCCCGCUGACGGCCAGGCCCCCGUGGAGGAUCAGCCCCAGCAAAAGACCCAUCCUCUGCUGAAUAAGUCCCAGUCCCUGACUAAUGCCUUCAACGCCUUCAGCGACUCCUCUUUCUUCCGCGGGGUCUCGAGCUCCGGAGGCGACGGCCAAGAGGAGGCCAAGGCUGAGACCAUUCGCAACCUUCGAAAGUCUUUUGCCAGCCUUUUCUCUGACUAGACACGCCCGAACCGUAGUCAGCCCCUCCUCCACAGCCCCGCCCGCCCGCGUCGGUUCUGGCUCCUCUGUUUACCGCUGGCCAGUGAUGACUUGAUUGACAAUAAAUGUGAAGCAGUCUGAGAUUUAAAAAAAAACAAAACAAAACAAAAAAAACGUUUGUGUGUUAACUGUACUGUACUCCCUCCGUCCCCGGUCCCUGUUCUGCACCACUUUCAGCUUCCCUGUGUGAGUAUCAGUGAGGCCUGCUGGGUAGGAAGUCCAACGGUUGAAGGGACACCAGAGGAAUUCAGCUUGAAGGAGUUACGUCAUUGAUGUAGAGUAGAUUCUAGAAGAAUAGAGCUUAGGA
This is a messenger RNA of Salarias fasciatus (jewelled blenny), 3377 nucleotides long. RefSeq names its product synapsin-2-like. Gene Ontology annotation, biological process: neurotransmitter secretion. NCBI's taxonomy places the organism in Eukaryota, Metazoa, Chordata, Actinopteri, Blenniiformes, Blenniidae. The record is from RefSeq and is a predicted model, not a curated record. The coding region runs from base 536 to 3031 and encodes 831 amino acids. Gene Ontology annotation, cellular component: synaptic vesicle; synaptic vesicle membrane. The transcript has 13 exons. Gene Ontology annotation, molecular function: ATP binding.